Messenger RNA from Haliotis rubra (blacklip abalone), 1759 nucleotides. RefSeq lists its product as uncharacterized. The record is from RefSeq and is a predicted model, not a curated record. Bases 257 to 529 code for a protein of 90 amino acids. The transcript has 3 exons. Gene Ontology annotation, molecular function: G protein-coupled receptor activity. NCBI's taxonomy places the organism in Eukaryota, Metazoa, Mollusca, Gastropoda, Lepetellida, Haliotidae. Gene Ontology annotation, cellular component: membrane. Gene Ontology annotation, biological process: G protein-coupled receptor signaling pathway.
UCGGAAGGAGUAUAUCGGAAUGACCACAGCGCACAUUGCAGCCCACGGGAGUAUCAAGAGUACAACGUACAGAAGUGUUUUGACGGGGGACGAUAACACUGUUGUGUUGAUGUUAAAUAGUCGCAUGAUGUAGUCAAUGUUGAGCAGGACGAUAUACCACGUGGCCACAAACUCCUGGGAGUGAUUCAUGAACACGAACAUAACCAACUGAGUGACACAACCAUGCACCCAGUCAUUCCUGAUAUACCUGUCGGCGAUGAGAGACGCCCCGAACAAGCCUAGGAGAAGGUCUGAGGCGGACAGACAGCAAAUGGCGAGAUUCCGUAGACGACAUCGAAGCUUUGAUGACCACAAUAUGGAAGCGAUGAGAGAAAGAUGGACAACUCCAGCAACCUGUUCACCACCUACUACGACGACUACCUUGGCAUCAGCUUAUUCAACCAGAGCAUCCCUGACAACGACACGUCCUACUACGACGAUGUUGAACUUCUCGACGGGGACCAGUCAGUCGAAACCACUCUACACAUAGUUCUAGCGUUUCUCAUCACAAUCAUCAACCUCCUCAUCAUCUGCGUCAUCGUCAGUGACAAAUCGCUUCGAUCAUCACCCAAGUACAUCCAUGUUCUCAAUUUGACCUUUGCUGACCUCAUCUAUUCAGUAGCGGUGCUCCCUCUGUUGGCAGAGUUCAACAUUAGAGACAAAUGGAUUCAUUUCUGCGAACUGAAACUGUUUGCCGAACUGUACGACUCAAGCUUCCACCCGGCGUUCACCUGGCUAGCGCUCAGCAUGUUGAAUAUUGUCAUGUUGUUCACAGUUUGCACAACCCUGUUUGACAAGCGUUAUAAACGUCCAUACAUCGCAGUUGCGUUGAUGAUCCUCCCAUGGGCCAUGGCGUGUUUGGGGUUUAUCCCGUUAUACCACGUUAUAAUAGAGCCCCUCGUUAUAAGAGGCCAUCCCUGCAUGUACACAAUAUCUCCACAACGCCACGUGGCUCUUCUACUGCUUACCUAUCCAUUAAUGUGUCUGUUUUUAGUGAUGACAUCAUUUCUGACAACAGUACUUGUCUUAUACAGAAGAAAUAUUUCAAUUUGCGGCUCAGUAUGCGGUAAAUCAUUUCCGUCAAGGGGAGACAACCGCGUACCGCGCGGUGACCCGGAAGAUGAAAGACGUGAGUUCAUGUUUGACGUGCUGCUAGUCAGUAUAUUAACAGUGGUUCUCAGUUUUCCAGUUUUUGCCUUGCAGAUGUAUUUUAAGUUAAAGAACGGGGAUAACAAUUGUUCUAACGAUGAAGAAUGUGAUAUGUAUAUACUAGGAAGCCGAAUUGUACACUUCCUUCGCGUUUCACGGAGCGCCCUCAUUCCCGUUGUAUGGUUUCUUGGCAAAGAUUUUCGUUAUGGCUUUCGACAGCUUAUGAAAUGCUGCAAAACCAAAGAAAUCAAAGAGAAAUUCCCAUUGUCAAUUGCUAAGCUUACAUGGGCGUGAUGCAGAGUUGCGUCCCUUGGUCAAGAUCUUCCCAUUUGCUUACGUUGGUUAUCCCCGGUGUUCGUCGUUUGGCACUAUAUGUACAAAUCUUUGUCUGUUUGGGUUGUAUCUCACAUACGGCUCUUCUAAGAGAAGAUAACCUCAUGUCACUUUACCGUUAUGCCUUUUAUGUGAAUAUGUGUCUUAUAUUUAAUGAAAAGAGUCGAGCCUAAUCGACAAAUUCAUUUGAUUUUGAGUUUGUCACUAAUAUUGCAAAUAAACGUUUUUCACAAAUGGA